UCUGACGUCCAUGUGUCCUCUGGUCCUUUCCCUUCUCUUUGUAGCUUUCUGUUGAACAGCUUCUUGUUUUAUUCCAUUUAGUUGAUAGACUCCAGUGUAAUGGCUUCACUCAUCAGGAGGAUCAUCAGCACAACUAAAGCUCCUGCUGCUAUCGGCCCAUACAGCCAAGCAGUGGUGGUGGAUCGGACCAUGUUUAUCUCAGGACAGCUGGGGAUGGAUCCUGCCAGUGGACAGCUGGUGGAAGGUGGUGUUCAGGCUCAGACCAAACAGGCUCUUGUCAAUAUGGGUGAAAUCCUUAAAGCUGCUGGGUGCGGCUAUGAGAAUGUUGUCAAAACCACUGUGCUCUUAGCCGACAUGAACGACUUCACCAAUGUCAACGACGUAUACAAGCAAUUCUUCAGCACCAACUACCCAGCCAGAGCUGCCUAUCAGGUUGCCGGUCUUCCCAGAGGUGGACUGGUUGAGAUCGAAGCAGUUGCUGUUCUGGGUCCUCUGACUGAUGCUUCUUAACAAGUGCAUCUAUCGACCAAUAAAACCUUUGAAGCCUCUAAAAUCCCAAAAGGUGAUUUCCUUUUUCACCUUCCAGGACUUGAGGGGCUUUACAAAAACAAUAAAAUCACUGCAAAUUCUACAGUAGUUUACUAUAGAUGUAUUUGGGAGGCCAUGAAGCAGUUUAGCUCAGUCGUAAACAUGUCAGCCUUCAGACUAGCAGCAGUCAGGCUUAGAGCACUUUCUCCUCUCUCAUUAACUUUGAUAGGAUGUGUUUGGAGUCAACACUGCAUUUUAAAUUCCCGCUGCUCACAUUUCACUUAGCAUAGCUGUAAAGUAUCUACGCUGGUUUGUUGGAUUGAGUUACAUCAGCUUUACCUGUGGCAGUGUGGCCUCUUUCAUCAUGGAGUCAUCAGUACCUAUAGUUUAAUAAUAAAUGCUUUUAAUUUUCCUAAA
Acanthochromis polyacanthus (spiny chromis) is the source of this 945-nucleotide messenger RNA. RefSeq names its product 2-iminobutanoate/2-iminopropanoate deaminase. The transcript has 6 exons. Gene Ontology annotation, molecular function: deaminase activity. Gene Ontology annotation, cellular component: cytosol. The record is from RefSeq and is a predicted model, not a curated record. Lineage: Eukaryota; Metazoa; Chordata; Actinopteri; Pomacentridae. The coding region runs from base 100 to 510 and encodes 136 amino acids.